AUGAAGAAUACAAUCGUUGAUCAAAGGGUUGUCAAUGAACCUCUUGCACUUCAAUCAAUUAGUGCCAAUUCUGCUUCAACUCAAUCAAUUGUAGCUAUUACCAAACUGCACACUCCUGCCAUCAAAGAAGCUCAAACACUUGUGGAUUCAUCCACUCUUAUAGCUGUUGGUCAAGCAACAAAGUUUUUAGCUUCUAGCCCAUUUUCCUCAAAAAAUAAAGUGCAAAUUAGAGAUGACUACUUACACAGCAGCAAGAAGCUUGGGGAGGAGGGACGGGUUGGCCAGGGUGAACCAAUUUAUGGCCUUUUUAAAGCACCACAAGUUGGUGCUCCAAGUGUUAGGGUUUAA
Dovyalis caffra is the source of this 348-nucleotide messenger RNA. Lineage: Eukaryota; Viridiplantae; Streptophyta; Magnoliopsida; Malpighiales; Salicaceae. The record is from the annotation of a GenBank genome assembly.